Miscanthus lutarioriparius is the source of this 3786-nucleotide messenger RNA. The record is from the annotation of a GenBank genome assembly. NCBI's taxonomy places the organism in Eukaryota, Viridiplantae, Streptophyta, Magnoliopsida, Poales, Poaceae.
AUGGCAUGGCGGUUCCUCCGCACAAUCCGUUUCCGACAUCUGAGCCCGGGUGUCAGGCGAGAUUCCAAGAUUGGAGGCCGAGGGUUCACCAAUAAUGCCCCGGAGCUGAGUACCAACAAAGGGAGUUUGUUGAGGGAUGGAAGCAGCCGCGUCGUGGAGAAGCGGAAUUCAAUAUUUGCUUGCGCUCCAGAGGAUGCUGGCUUCAAUUUGGAGCAGAAAACUGAACACACGUUUGAAGACGGUGCCCAUUCUGCACUAAAAUCGUGCUCUGGUAUUGGGAGUCUAGUAAUAGCCAAGUGCUCUCAUAUAUUUGAGAGAAAUGGGGACACCUUUGAUGGGAAGUGCAGCUUGUUAGAUGCUCUUCAGCCUGGUUUAUGGCUCUCACCGGAGACCCUCCGCCGAUUUUGGCGUGUAUCUGAGCUGAAGCCUAAGGAUUUUCUUGACAUUUUGAUUGGUUUUGGAACCAGUGCCGCAGAAGUGAGAAAUGCAAGAUUUCUAUGGAAUUUGUACAGGUGGGCAUCGCAGCAGAGCAAGGAGUUCCAACAUCUGCCAAGGUCAAAUGAGACGAUGGUAUCCAUACUUGCAGAUGCUCAUAUGCUCAGUCAAGCUGAAUCGCUACUGCUCUCAUUGGUUGAUCGUAUGGCUCUGGCUGUUUCAAGUGAACUAUUCAGUCAGAUUAUCAAGGCGUAUUCAGAGGCACGCAAUCUUGAGAAAUCAGUUGCACUUUAUGAUUUUGCAAGGAGCAAGCAUUUGAUUCCUUCAGCUUCAUGCUAUCAAGUACUUCUUCAUUUUCUAACCAGAAACAGAAAGGAUGAAUUGAUUUUAAGAGUAUAUUUGGACAUGCUUGAAGUUGGAUUCGGUUCAUGCACCAAAGGAGAUAUUCUUGAUUCUGUUGUCAUGGCUUUAAUCAAGAAAGGUAAACUUUUGCAAGCUCUUGGUAUUCUUCGGCAAUUAAAGAGUUUGGGUCUUAAAUUAAGCAAGGGGGCCUUGUCAAAUAUAGUUGAAGAAUUUAACAAGAAAAAGGAUAUUGGGGAUAUGAUGAAUUUCUUGGAAGAGUGGAGGUGUUUACCGGAGUUGCGUCUUUGCAACAGAAUCCUUGCGUCUUCGUGCACAAAUCUUGGUACUGAUCAGGCAUGGUUGGUCUUCCAAAGAUUGGAGGCCUUAGGGUUUGCUCCAGAUGCUACGACUUUUGGAAUCUUCAUUUUUCAUAGCUGUAGAGAAAUGAAACUGAAAUCUGCACUUGUAUAUUUAUCAGAGUGCUUUGCUAGGCAUGUUCAACCUGGAGUGCGUGCUUAUAAUGCUAUUUUAGGUGGUGUUUUCAGGGAGGGACUAUAUAGACAUGCAAAGUAUGUCUACGAAGACAUGGUUGAAAGAGAAGUAACACCCAAUCUUUCAACAUAUAAGAUAAUUCUUGCAGGAUAUUGCAGGUAUAGGCAGUUUGAUGAUAUUGAACAAGUCUUGAGGGGUAUGAAAACCAAUGGUGUAAAUGGUCUUCCCUCUGGAAACUGUGUGCUCUCUAAGGCCUUAUCAUUCUUGGAUCUAGAUCACCUAGGGGUGAAAAUCAAGAGAGAUAAUGCCACUGGUUUCCCAAAAGCUGAGUUUUUUGAUUCAGUUGGCAAUGGACUGUAUUUGGACACUGAUUCCAAAAUGUUUGAGAUUUCAUUGACACAGAUUUUGGAUAGUGCACUUCACCCAGAUAUUAACUCAGAGCUAGUCAGGGCAUCUCAGCAAGGCGACGUUGCAAGUGGUCUUCUUGUGAAAGAUGAAGCUUUUCAAUGGGGAUAUGACAUUUCAUCAGCUAGCUGCUCUGAGCUAUUCAAGGCCUUAUGUGUGAGCCCAGCUUAUGUAAUAGAUGCCAUUGACCUUAUGGAGGAGAUGCCAGAUAUAUUUUACAAACUUGAUGCUCAAACUUUAGAUUUGGUUGCCCAAACAUUGAGUAGGAAUGGGAUGUCUGCUCAUGCAAAACUGGUUUUAGAAAAUUUUUUGAGAGAAGACUUGUCACUCAGUCACAAUACAUAUACUUAUUUAAUGAUAGGCUUAUGCGAAGAAAGGAACAUAGCAGGGUUUUGGGAAUGUUGGAAUCUUGCAAGAAAGUACCGAUGGUCACCUGAUAGCAAGGAUAUGAUGGACCUCAUCAGUUACUUGUGCAAAUGGGGAGUGAUUGAGGAAGCACUGAAACUUAUGAACCCUUUAUUUGACUGCUAUCAUGAUCUGUUUUUCAGUGCAUAUUGUGCACUUCUCAAAGAGUUGUGCAGGACAGGUCAUACCAGCAUUGGAUGUGCAAUGUUGGAGGCUCUCAAAGAAAAGGGUGUGGCUGUGGAUCAAUCAUUAUUCUUUUAUGUGAUGGAGGGCUUCCUAAAGGAGCAGAAGACUGCUGAAUCAAUUGGAAUGUAUGACAUGUGGCUUAGCAAAAACAAAGAACUAGAUGCAUUUGCUUACCGAUCUGUGUUGCCUUCAUUACCAUGGCUGGAUGCAGAUCGAGCCAAGAACUUGGUAGAAUCUAUGCUAACCGUGAAACUUACUGAAUUCUCGUAUUGCGGUUGCAUCGUGAAGGAAUUAGUGCAAACAAGGAAUAUAAAGUGGGUUGUGCCAGUCUUGCAAGAAUCAACUCCUGGGAAGCUCAGUGCCACUUUGUUAAAUUCUUUACUUCAAGUCUAUAAUUGGCUAAAAAAUUGGCGAAAGUUAGAUGCAGUUCUUUGCAAGAUGCUAAAGAUGCAUGGCACCCUUUCUAUAUCUAGCUACCGCUUUGUUGUGUGCAGAAUGUGUGAGCAGAGUCGUUUUUCUAGUGCUUCAAGCCUUAGAGCACUGUUCCAACAUGCUGACAAGUCAAGAGAACUAAUUGCAUGCAACAUUCUAAUAUUUUAUCUUUUUCAAAGAAGAAACAGCUCACAGGUUCAUGAUUUAUUGAAGGACAUGGAAAGUAAUGGUAUUUCUCUCGACAAAACCACCUAUGACUUCCUUGUCUAUGGAUUUCACAAAUCCGGGCGUACCAAUGAUUCAGUUAAUGCACUUGAUGCCUGUAUUGCUCAGGGACUAAAACCAAGCAACCGCAGUCUCAGAAUAGUGUUAAGUCAUUACUGCAGGCUAGGAAACCUUGAGAAAGCACUAGCAUUAUUUCACCUGAUUGAGUGCAAUGGAUGGAAGCAUGGUUUAAUCAUUAAGACCACCCUCACUUCAUGUCUCCUUUCAUUAGGGAGACAAUCGGAAGCAAAAUCAUGUCUGAACAACCUGAGCAAAAGUGAGUUUAUCGGAUGUUCAAGCAAUUUUGAUGAUCUAAUCAAGGAAUUCUGCAUACUAGGAGAUUUGAAAAUGUCUCUUUAUCUGCUAAAUACAAUGUUAAAGAAAGGAAGACUUCCUAAUGAAGCCAGUUACAGUUCUGUUAUAUAUAAACUUUGUAUAUUGAAAGAGUUUGAUCAGGCACUUGAUUUUCUUGCUGAAAUGCAGUUUGCAAGUCUAAAACCAAGUGAGAUCUCCUGUGAUGCACUUGUACGUGGCCUUUGUGCCAUGGGAAGAACUUCUGAUGCUAGGAAGGUUUUGGAAAUGCUAACCACCUUGGGAUCUGCACCAUCCUAUGGCAUGUAUAAAGUUGUUUUUGAUAACUAUUGCAGAAGUAGCAAUCUACAGAAAGCUGCGGUACUUCUGCAUGACAUGCAACAAGCAGGACAAGUGCCGAACUUUGAGAUGCAUUGGUCUAUUAUAAGCAAUUUCAGCAGUACCAAUGAGAAAACUGAAGGACAUGGAGAGCCCAUUUUGAAAAACCUUUUUCUUUCUGCAAAUCCCCCAUAA